Molecule: messenger RNA, 180 nt
Organism: Eimeria acervulina
Lineage: Eukaryota; Apicomplexa; Conoidasida; Eucoccidiorida; Eimeriidae
Exons: 3
Source: RefSeq, a predicted model, not a curated record
GUUGACAAGCUGGGGCAGGCGCGACAUCCCUGCAUUCGUAUUGAAGUGUGGGCAAAGAAAUGCGAUAAAGCCAUUCAAGAGAAGCUGGCGAAAGAUAUGGAGAAGUGCUUCGCUACGAAACUCGACGGGACAAUUGGUAGCGCACCGCGGGGCGAUUGGAAGAGCCAUGCAAGUCGCUGA